CCCCAGGAUCCCAUUUCACUCACACCUUGAAGCUAACGUAACCUCAUUGAUAGAAAAGCUUAGUAAAAUCCCCGGGAUAAACAAAAAAUGGAGCUCACUUUCCCUGUAAUCGACUUCUCCAAACUCAAUGGUGAGGAGAGAGCAGCCGCCAUGGAAAUGAUCAAAGAUGCCUGUGAGAAUUGGGGUUUCUUUGAGUUGGUGAACCAUGGAAUAUCUCAUGAGCUGAUGGACACUGUGGAGAGGCUGACAAAGGAGCACUACAGAAAGUGCAUGGAGCAAAGGUUCAAAGAAAUGGUGGCCAGUAAGGGUCUUGAGGCUGUUCAAUCUGAGAUCAAUGACAUGGAUUGGGAAAGCACCUUCUUUUUGCGCCACUUGCCUGAAUCUAACAUGUCUGAAAUUCCUGAUCUUGAAGAAGAUUACAGAAAGGUGAUGAAGGAAUUUGCAGUGGAGUUGGAGAAGCUUGCAGAGCAACUUUUGGACCUGUUGUGUGAGAAUCUGGGGUUGGAGCCUGGUUACCUGAAAAAAGUGUUUUAUGGGUCCAAAGGGCCAACCUUUGGUACCAAGGUUAGCAACUAUCCUCCAUGCCCCAAACCUGACCUAAUCAAGGGACUCAGGGCUCACACUGAUGCUGGUGGAAUCAUCUUACUCUUCCAAGAUGACAAGGUCAGCGGCCUUCAGCUUCUCAAGGAUGGUCAGUGGAUUGAUGUUCCUCCUAUGAAACACUCUAUUGUCAUCAACCUUGGUGACCAACUUGAGGUAAUCACAAAUGGUAAAUAUAAGAGUGUGAUGCACCGUGUGAUUGCUCAAACAGAUGGGACCAGAAUGUCCAUUGCUUCCUUCUACAACCCGGGCAGUGAUGCUGUUAUAUAUCCAGCACCAGCUUUGCUAGAGAAAGAAGCUGACAAAUCUCAAGUGUACCCCAAAUUUGUGUUUGAGGACUACAUGAAGCUCUAUGCUGGCCUCAAGUUCCAAGCCAAGGAGCCAAGGUUCGAAGCCAUGAAGACCGUGGAGUCUGCAGUUAACUUGGGUCCUAUUGCAACUGUUUGAGUCCUUCAGUGAUUGAAGAGCGAUGGGUUUUAAUUAGCAGUGUGUUUCUGUUAAUAAGUUUAGUCGGCUGAUGGAUAAAUUCUGUUAAUUAUAGUUCUGGAAUUAGUGAGUGCCUGCAGGUGUGGAGCUUAGUAGUUUAAAAUAAGCUGAAAAAGCUUGUACUAAGAAUUCCUCAGUUAUAUAUGGUGCCUGGUCGCUAGUGGCUGUGCUUUAAAUGAGAUGUUUUGGCUGUCGGAAGUGACCAAAUUAUAUUUGACAUGAAAAAUUGUCCUUAA
Molecule: messenger RNA, 1322 nt
Organism: Gossypium raimondii (Peruvian cotton)
Lineage: Eukaryota; Viridiplantae; Streptophyta; Magnoliopsida; Malvales; Malvaceae
Product: 1-aminocyclopropane-1-carboxylate oxidase
Exons: 4
Coding region: 88-1047 (319 amino acids)
Source: RefSeq, a predicted model, not a curated record